AUGCUUCAAGAGGUGCGUUCGAAUGGCAUGGAGGGCGUUCUGGAUUGCUCCUUAUCUCGCGUCAUCGACAACGAGUACCAUGCGCUCUCGGACGAUGCGGCAUUGGCCAAGAUGGGUGUCUUUGAUCUUAUUCAGCAUUGUGCCGACUUGUUCGAGCAAGUAGUCAAGCUGCGGGACUCCAAAGAAGGCUUGCGUCUCUACGUGAGGGCCUAUUUGGUCUUCACCUACUUCAUCACCACCUAUAUCAUGGUGCAUUUCCAAGGCUUUGCGCGUUUCAUGGAAAGGAACCAUACGGACUUUGUCAUUUACUUGAAUCUCUACGAUUUUUUCCACUCCACGAACGUGCUAGGCCCUGAAGAGUUUGGAGCCGACUUGCAUGUUGUACGUUGCAGUGUUCUUGGUUACUUAUCACUGCGGGAUUUACUUUCCUUCGACACGGGCGAUCUUUUUGGCUGGUUGAACGAUUAUGUCGCCUAUUACCGCGAAAAAAGCGAUCAAGAAGAAGAACUGACUCACCUGCAAGAGACUUCUGACUACGAAGCAUACUACAGAGCAUUGGAAGAUUCUGAUGACGAAAGUCUGCUACAUGGACAGGACCAGAGUAGUACUAAUGAGUCAGUGCCCGAGUAUGCGUCUGUGCAUUCACUAUCUACUCAUAGUGUACACACAGCUCUCCCUUUGAAGUCAGACAAGUCGGAUGCUGCCUCCAAUUGUGCAUCUGGUGCCGAGUCUGAUGUGGAAUCAGACUUUUCCGCGCCUAUUUCCAACAGUUACUCGUCUCAUCAUAGCUUGCUGUCAUUGAACCCGAAGUUCCAUAUACCCUCGAUCCACGUGUACUGGGUGCUUCAAAAACUUCGACAAAGAGUCGGGUUUCUACAACUAAAGUUCCCCCUCCUCCUCCGAGUAUACUGCCUCCCGCACUUCCGGCGGAUCUGCAGACAUCUCUUCACACACAAUCACAAGAACAGCAGAAGCAUGUAA
Molecule: messenger RNA, 981 nt
Organism: Clavispora lusitaniae ATCC 42720
Lineage: Eukaryota; Fungi; Ascomycota; Pichiomycetes; Serinales; Metschnikowiaceae
Source: RefSeq, a predicted model, not a curated record